UACUGAGCGAAGAAAUAUGGCUGAGAGAGGUGGAAGAAGGGAUUUUGGGUCUUUCCAGUCCUCGAAUGUUCAGGAGCUGAUUGAUCUACCAGAGGACCAGUAUGAACCACCAUCUAUGCCCUUUGACCUCCCCUCCUUUGAGGACUACAAGGAUCCAGAAAAGUGUCCGAACUUUGGGAAAGAGAUGAGAAAAAAACACUUUUUAUUAGAGGAAGACUGUACCUUCCUGAACCAUGGAGCCUUUGGUGCUGCCCUGAAGGAUGCCCUGGAUGUUGCCAUGAAAUGGCAGGUACAUGUGGAACGACAGCCGCUCCGUUUCUUUGACAGACAGGUGUUACCUCACCUGGUGUGGGUCAGCCGCAGGGCGGCACAGUUUGUAGGAGCAGACCCCAGAGACAUCGCCUUGGUAACCAACGCGUCCACCGGCACCAAUGCUGUGAUCAAGAGUCAGAAGUUCAGCCCCGGAGACGUGAUCUACUGCCUCAGUGUCACGUACGGCGCGGUGAAGAAACUGUUGUCACACGUACGUGAUGAGACGGGCGUCACCAUACAGGAGGAGAUGGUCAAGUUUCCUCUGGAAGGUCCAGAACAGAUUGUUACAUUAGUACGAGACACCCUGAGACCAGGCACACGGCUGGCAGUGUUUGACCACAUCCCCAGUAACACCCCCUACAUCAACCCACUCAAGGAGAUUAUUGACAUCUGUCAUGACAGAGGAGUUCCAGUGUUAAUAGAUGGAGCACAUGCACUUGGAGCUCUCCCAAUCAACAUCAGGUCAUUGAACCCAGACUACUAUGUGACCAAUGCCCACAAGUGGUUCUGCUGUCCGAAGGGCGUGGCCCUGCUGUAUGUGAGGAGAGAUCUACAGGAGACGACACGCCCGCUGGUGGUGUCCCACGGUCACGGGGCGGGGUUCAACGCUGAGUUUGCCUUCCCAGGUAUGAAGGACUACAGUUCUCUGUUGUCUCUCCACACUGUGUUGGAUUUCUGGCAGUGUGUGGGACCAGAGAGGAUUCAGACGUACAUACAUGACCUGGUGUCACAGGCAGCACAACUACUGAUGGAGAAAUGGCACACCAGACUACUGGCACCUCUCAGCAUGUUCGCCUCCAUGGCGCUGGUGCAGUUACCUCCUGCCUUCCAUGGUGGCGCUGCUGCGACCUAUGACCUGGCUGAGAAGAUACAGAACCAACUGUACCACAGGUUUAACAUUGAGGUGCCACUGAAGGCAGUGCAGGGGGAGCUGUAUGUCAGGAUAUCUGCCCACAUCUACAACGAACUUGCUGAUUAUGAGACGUUGGGAGAUGCCAUCUUACAACUUCAAUCUGAACUGCAGUAGAGCUUUCCAGAUAGACUUAUCUAUGAUCACUCAGGGAGCAAGAUUUACUAGCUAAUUUUUGUACUCUGAAAUAAGCAAGUUUUUAAGUCUAGUCUAAUAUACUAGUAGGAUGUCAUGGUCUACUCAGUAUAACUGAUAGGUCUAUGUGCCUUUUGGUAGCCUGAAUGCCAGUCUUUAUCAAGUAUCUCCACUUUGCAUGUUGCAACUGGGCAAUAUGCAAAAAUUUACAAGAAUUUUUAUCAGGCAUACCUUGAUGAUGUAUUAAUUUUGAGAAAUCAACAAUUUACAAAUAUGAUACAAUGAAUGAAAAUAAGACAGACACAAUUGACAGUUUGCUUGGUUGCACUUCCUGUGUUAGCACUUUUAAUUUAAGAUGCACAAUUUUAGCUACAAAUUAAUUCUAAAUGACACUAAGUUACAUCUCAAUCAGAGACUCACAAAAAUAUGCAGAGGGAAAAGCAUGCGAUGUAUGGGUCUCUACGUACAAUUAGUGCAGAUUUAUGUAUUCAAAUCUGUAAAUGGAAAAAUUAAGUCAUUUUUGCACUGCAACUGUUUUAUCACACACUGAAGAAAAUGGAAUAAAUGUAAGCACAGACAAAUGUGACAUUUUACCAAAGAAACAUGAGUUAGUACUAAAAGUGCCUGACAUGACAGCUUGGAUCUGUCAUCUACCUAAAUCAAGCAAUAGAAUUAAUAUGGCAAACA
This is a messenger RNA of Branchiostoma floridae (Florida lancelet), 2044 nucleotides long. RefSeq names its product putative L-cysteine desulfhydrase 1. Lineage: Eukaryota; Metazoa; Chordata; Leptocardii; Amphioxiformes; Branchiostomatidae. The transcript is spliced from 12 exons. The record is from RefSeq and is a predicted model, not a curated record. Bases 17 to 1339 code for a protein of 440 amino acids.